Molecule: messenger RNA, 1044 nt
Organism: Closterium sp. Naga37s-1
Lineage: Eukaryota; Viridiplantae; Streptophyta; Zygnematophyceae; Desmidiales; Closteriaceae
Source: the annotation of a GenBank genome assembly
AUGGCCGAAAUUGCAACCGCGAUCCAUCAGGGACUUGGUCCCACAGCUAACGAAGUGGACCCUAUUAUAAUAGACUAUGUCGUUAACGUCCUAAAGGACGAGACGUUUGACUUCGGUCCACGUGGCGAUCUCGCAUACGACGCCGUCGGUCCACUUCUCCUCAACGUCGGCUGCUUCCCGGACGCUUUCUCCGCGCGCGCCUUCUUUCAAAACCUAGCCGCCAGGUUCGGCGACGCGCAUGCCGCAGCCUCGGCGGAGAACGUGCGGAGCUUGGGGGCGCCGAUGCGCAUGGGGGAGGGCAUGGCGGAGCAGGCGCUGCUGGGGGAGGGGAAGACGGGGGUGAUCCAGGCGGUGGCGGCGGAGGGGGAGGAGGAGUCGAUGUAUUUCGUGACAGAGCGUGACCUACGGAAGCUCGAGCGCAACAAGCGCAAGGACGAGCGCCAGCGCAUGGAUGCAUACGAGGCACACGUGAAGGAGAGCGAGGCCAUCCUAUCGUCCAUGCCGCUGGUGACGGUGUCGCACGGGGGCGAUGGCACGGAGGGCGGGGCGAAGGACAUCCACCUCAGCAACUUCACCGUCACUGUUGCUGGGAAGGACCUCAUCAGCGACGCCUCCAUCACUCUGGCUUUCGGCAGGAGAUACGGGUUGAUCGGGCGCAACGGGACAGGAAAGACGACCCUGUUAAAGCACAUGGCGAUGCAUGCGAUAGAUGGCAUUCCGCGCUCGUGCCAGGUGCUACAUGUGGAGCAGGAGGUGGUGGGGGACGACACCUCCCUUCGUGCUGCACUGCUCCCAUCCCAACCCACCAGGAGGAAAGGCUUCAUCGGCCUUCAGAUCAAAAACUUCUCUGCUGCCUGCAAUCUGUGUCCCCCUGUCCGUGGGUGCAGGGCUGAUUGGGCGCAACGGGACAGGAAAAACGACUCUCUUGAAGCACAUGGCGAUGCAUGCGAUAGACGGCAUCCCGCGCUCGUGCCAGGUGCUGCAUGUGGAGCAGGAGGUGGUGGGGGACGACACCUCCGUCCUACAGUGCGUGCUCAGUGCUGA